Molecule: messenger RNA, 2076 nt
Organism: Symbiodinium necroappetens
Lineage: Eukaryota; Dinophyceae; Suessiales; Symbiodiniaceae
Source: the annotation of a GenBank genome assembly
AUGCAGGUGUAUGUUUGGGUGUCGGCGCUCCAGAACAGUGCCAAGCGCUGUGACAGCAUUGGGCAUGCUGCCAAACUGGUGAAAGAUAUUCUGCCAUCUGGCGAUGUGGACCGAUGCCGCACUUUCGUUCGAGCUAUCAAGCUAGUCGUUCAGGGCCUGGACGAGUCGCUGCAUGAACUCCACCACCUCCUGCAAGAGCCGAAUCAGAAGACCGGCUUGGCAUUCAUGUCCUCUCAGAAUCUUUGCAAUCUGCUCCAGGGGGAAACCACGCCGGCUUCCACCAAAGCGUCCUUCUCACUCCUGGAUGGCAUCAAUCUCCUGGACCUGGAUGCCCAGAGUGCCAAAAAGGCCCCGGAAGUGGCCGCCGGUGAGGCGGUGAAGUGGAGCACCAAGGCGCUGCGCGUGUCCUUGCAGCGGAUCGGGGGGCUCAUCGCGGCAGGCUCUGCCUUUGCGGCCCGCGAUUGGCGGGUCCAGGCGCGGGCGUCCGAAGCGGUCACUGCGUCGGACGACCUGGACAUUCCGCUCACCGUGCCGCGGCUGAGGACCUUCCUCUCGGAGCUUUCUGAUGGAAUGGACGAUGACACUGUGUCGUCAGAUGAAAGCUACGAGGUGAACGCCCAGGUCGCCUCAGAAUGGGUCGACGUCGAGAUGGACGCGGAUGCAAAUGAUUCCAACGUGGAUGAGGAACAGCUGAAAGUGCUGAAGAUUACGCAGCACGUUGCCCGCAUGCAGCUAUCUCGUCCUGAAAUGCUCCGGGUGACCUCCGCGAGACAUGUGCUGGGGCGAUGCGGCCAGGGACUCCGUGGCGAUCCGGCACGCAGCGAUCUGUACGGCCUCAGCAGGCAGGUCAAUGACAUCCAUUACGAGCGCAUCCGGGAGGUAGUGCUCCUGCUGCUGGUCUUCAAUGGUCUGCCCGCUCUGCUGAUGGGCACGCUCGCGGUUGUGCUGACGCUCGCACUGCUUGAAGCUCACAGCAUAUGUUCUGGUGAAGCUUGGUACUGCAAUCACGCAGCCAUCAGCACAAGCCUGAGCCUUCCAGUGACCGCUUUGACGUUCCUCUUCUGGCAGUCAAGAAGAGAGGUGUUCCUGGACAAGAUCUGCAUCCAUCAGAUAGAUGAACUUCUCAAGUUGGAAGGUGUGUUGAAUGUGGCCGCCAUGGUGAAACGCUCGAAGUCCAUGCUGGCUUGUUGGGACACCACCUACAUACGAAGGCCUGCAUGCCGAAAUCGGAUUCAGCCAGAACCAUCGAGCAUUAGAGUUAACUUCUGGCAGACAAGCCUGGGUGUCAGCUUGCGGAACUGCGAUAAGCUCUGGUGUGUUCUCGAGAUCGCGGCCUUCUUGCAGAGCCACGAGGAAGAUGCGCCGCUUCAUAUUAAGCCCGUGACAUGGGCCCCCGUCACUGCCAUUCUUUUCUUGGGCUGCUGGUUUAUGUGUCUGAUCCUGCUCUCUGCGAUGGAAGGCUUGUGGGGGAGUGACGUUUGGUUGGGGGAGCCACUCGUCCCAUUUGCCCUCGCGGUCUCGGUGUUCAUGCCGAUUUCCAUACUCUGCUUUUCUUCAACAAGUGCGCUUCUGCGUAGCCAUGUCCGUGCAGUUGAUUCCAUGGUUGAGCAAUUGCGAGCCUUCUCGCUACAGCACGACACGGUCUGCCAUUGCUGCACUGCGAACCAUCUUGAUAAAGAUGGGCAGCGCACUCCCUGCGACCGGCAUUUCCUGGAGGGGAGCAUCCGUUUGUGGUUUGGUUCAGUCGCAGAGUUUGACAUACUCGUCCAACGGCAAGUUCGCGCUGCUUUCGAGCGUAAGCUUGGGGGAUUUCCAGCACCGUACUCUUGGGUGAUUGGAGCCGCGACUCCGAUCGCGUGGUCAAGCUUUUACUACUUCAUCAAACUGAUGACUGAGGGAAGGUAUGCCAUGGCGAUUGCGGAGCUGUGCUACAUCGCGUCCUACUGGCUGGCAGUCAUACCGAUCGGGGCUGUCUUCUGGGCACGCACGGCCAGAUGCCUCCAGACGCAGCGGAACCGGUGGUGGAAGGAGGCUCUGGUAAACAUUGCUUGCUCGUUAUCUCUGGUAGCAGUCUAA